Messenger RNA from Phytophthora infestans T30-4, 423 nucleotides. RefSeq lists its product as uncharacterized. Lineage: Eukaryota; Oomycota; Peronosporomycetes; Peronosporales; Peronosporaceae. The transcript is spliced from 2 exons. The coding region runs from base 1 to 423 and encodes 140 amino acids. The record is from RefSeq and is a predicted model, not a curated record.
AUGGUAACGCAAGGGUUGAAGCCCGCUCGGAUUUGCAAUGGAAUGGCUCGGCGAUUUAGGUUGUCGAAGACUGAGAUGCCGACGCUACGUCAGGCGCAGUGGUUCGUCGACCAGUUGGCUUAUGGCUCGACCGUCUCAGACACGAAUCCAUUUUCGUUCGGAUGGAAACGUGACGCGGCAAAACCAGAUGUGGGGAACGGCUCUGACGAAACGCCAUUUUUGGUGGGACUGAGAGCGAAGCAUCUUCUACUGAAUUCGGCCCGCGAUCCAGAGUCAUUAGUAUCUCACAUGGACGUCACGUUCAAGUUGAACCAAGUCGUGUAUCUUGUCAUUGUAUGUGGCAUCUCUGACAUGUGUCGCUCGUUUCAUCUUGUGGCACUUUUCAUAACUUCCCAACGCUUGGAGGACACGUCACAGUGCUAA